ACUAUCUCCACUACCGCGACCAUCCACCACCUCCUGACACCAAGACCAUCUCUUCUGUGCAUGCCCAUCGACACAAGCUUCCGCCGCCCAUCUGCAGGCAUGAUGUUACCCUUGAAGCGUCCUCGAGACGCAGACACUGGCCCAGGCAGGCAUGGGUCCGAUGGACGUGGAGGGACACAGAGCGGGUCAUCCUCUGCCUCUCCACAUCAGCAGGCCAAGACCGACUCAGCAUCACCUGCCUCGUCAGUACAUCGUGCAGAAACGUCUGCUUUCUCUUGUGAGAGAUGUGCAAAACGUAAGGUCAAGUGUGACAAGCUUCAGCCUCGCUGCUCCGCCUGUGUUCGGCAAGGAGCUGAAUGCACGCCUUCACAGCCGACCUCUGCAGACAGACCUCGCAAGAAGCGCUUCCCAGAAGCCGAGCUGCUACACAGAAUCGACGUAUAUGAGCGGGCACUUCGUCGCCUUGGACUCGACGUGGAUGAGGUGAGGGAGGGCAAGGCGGACUUGUCGCUCGCAAGCGCUUCACCUGCUUCUCAGCAGCAGAGAGCCCGUCGUAAUGGCACAACAACUCGCGACCCUUCGCCUGCAGAAGCGCACGAGGAUUACAAUCAGUUCAGUGCCCUCUUCAAAGAUUGCGUGGACGGAAAGAAGACCGUCGAUACAGACGAAGGCAAGAAUCCGGAGCGUCACGUCCUCAAGUUUCUCGACGAGGUUUGGCAGGAGGAUGGCUCUCUCUCUCUGCUGUAUCCGCCGGGAGAUGCUGCGGAUGAAAGAGCAGCCGCUCCUGACCAUCCAUCACCUUUCCAGAUACUCAAUCUCUGGCAAGUCUAUCUGGACAAUGCUCAUCCUGUCAUCAAGGUGCUCCACGCGCCUACCAUGCAGAAAAAGGUCGUUGACAUGGUUGCCAAACUUAGCGAGCAUGGCUCCAAAGACGACGUCGCCCCCAACGGCAGUGUCAAUCACAGCAAGCCGUCUUUCACCGCAUCGGAUCAGGCACUCAUCUUCGCCAUGUACACUGCUGCCGUCUGCAAUUGUCAUCCCGAAGACUUCAAGUCAGCUAUCGGUACUACCCGCUCAAGGGAGGAGUGGAUGCAGCAAAUGCGCAAGGCAACACGCUACUGGCUCUACAAGUGCAACAUCUAUCGCACUUCUGAAUUGCAAGUGCUGCAAGCUCUCAUACUCUUCCUGAGCGUUCUUGGUGCUGCAAUGGACCCACGAACCCUUUGUUCCUUUACAGGACUGAGCGACAGGCUGGCUCGCAGGAUCGGCCUUCACCGCGACCGUCCCGCAAAAAGCGACUCGGACCCCGUCGAAGUGGAAAUGCGGCGCCGCAUAUGGUGGGAGGUAGUCUUGCUCGAUCAGAGGGCACUUGAAAAGGCAGGACUUGGAUCUAGCGGUCUCGACAAUAACUGGAGAGUACGACUGCCUUCCGGAGUUGGGGACACCGAUCUUGCUACCCAUAACGGUCCUGCUACUCCGCGGGGAACGGCUAGUUCCGAAAUGAUCUUCUUCCUUGUGCGCUGCGAGAUUGCAUCUUUCCUCCAUGAGAUCCGUCUCAGUCAAGGCAGAGACGUUGGCUGGACUGAAUUCUCGACUCCCCAGAGGUCACUGAAGGACAAGAUCGCUCAGAUCGACGAGCUUGAACAGCUGAUGCAGGAAAGAUACCUGGUUCACUGUGACCCAGUCCAUGCUAUACAGAGACUAGCGAUUGUCUUCUGCCAAGGUCUCUUGAGCAAGAUGCGGUUAUCUGCCUACAUCAGCGAGGAGUCACAACAAGCCAGAAGUGCUGGAGAUGCUCAAAAAGGCUCGCAAGGCGCAAAUGGUACCAGUGGCACGAGACCUGCCGGCUCUCAAGCGGCACACCGUUUGACUCCUUCCACGAUUGCGCUGCGCACAGACAUGAUCACUCUAUGUACCGACGCACUUUCCCUGGUGAACGAGCUGCUGUGCGAUCCCGCGUUACGCAGAUUCCACAGCUUCCUGCACGGCAACAAGCCCUUUGUGGCUGUGCUCCACCUGCUGAGACUGUUGAGGGACCAUACUGAAGGCCCGCCGGUAGAGAGGGCAUGGCAGGUCCUCAAUGAAGCGCAAUGGAUGUUCAAAGGCACCACUUCGGCAAAGUGUCUGGACAAAGCACCGAUGAGGGUGAGAACGCUCAUAUGUCCUCUACUGUUGACGGCAUGGGAAGCUCGAAAAGCCGCAAAGGGGCAGAGUGGCAGGGAGGAUCCUCCUUGGAUCGCGAAUAUCCGGAUGUACGCCGCCAGGGCAUUCAUGCCGGAGCAGCUCGAUGCUCGUCCAGACGCAGCAGGAAGACAAGGAAUUGGAGCAAGCAAUGGCAUCUCAACAGCACAAGCUGCCCCUCGGGAGCUGGCUGUAGCCCAGACGCUGGCUUCGCAAAUGAUCGACCAGAAUAGCUUGUUUACAGACAGCGACGGCCAACCGCUCGAUGUGGCAGCAUCCGAAAGGCUGAUCCUGCCUCUCGACGAGUCCCUCUCUGCCCCAUCCAUUGGCUUUUCAUCGUCUACGGCAUUGCUCGACAACGACUUUGACUGGGAGGAGUGGUUCCGUUCGUCUCUGCUGGGCGAAGCGUCUUUCAUGAGUGGUGGUGUGGUGGUAUAGAGGAGUCGUCUUGGACGCUGCUCUCGACGGAAGCGACAAUGUCAACAAUUAAUGGACCAAAGACGAGGACGACGACGC
Molecule: messenger RNA, 2697 nt
Organism: Microstroma glucosiphilum
Lineage: Eukaryota; Fungi; Basidiomycota; Exobasidiomycetes; Microstromatales; Microstromataceae
Exons: 1
Coding region: 61-2619 (852 amino acids)
Biological process (GO): DNA-templated transcription; regulation of DNA-templated transcription
Molecular function (GO): DNA-binding transcription factor activity, RNA polymerase II-specific; zinc ion binding; DNA binding
Source: RefSeq, a predicted model, not a curated record